GGUGAGACCUAUCCAAUGAGAACAGGCGAUGGGCGAGCUUUGCGCCGCGGCGCUGAGCUACGGGUGCCGGAUGGAGUAAAGGACGGAAUGUGUCUCUUGCUGGGAGCCACGGGGGUCGGAAAGACGCUGCUGGUGAAACGGCUGCAGGAAGUGAGCUCCGGGGAUGGGAAGGGCGACCUGGGGGAGCCGCCCCCGACACGGCCCACGGUGGGCACCAAUCUUACUGACAUCUUGGCACAGAGAAAGAUCACCAUCCGGGAGCUGGGGGGGUGCAUGGGCCCCAUCUGGUCCAGUUACUAUGGAAACUGCCGUUCUCUUCUGUUCAUGAUGGAUGCCUCUAACCCCACCCAACUCUCUGCAUCCUGUGUGCAGCUCUUAGGUCUCCUUUCUGCAGAACAACUUGCAGAAGCAUCAGUGCUGAUACUCUUCAAUAAAAUCGACCUACCCUGUUACAUGUCCACGGAGGAGAUGAAAUCGUUAAUCAGGCUUCCAGAUAUCAUUGCUUGUGCCAAGCAGGACAUCACCAUGGCAGAAAUCAGUGCCCGGAAAGGCACUGGCUUGGCAGGGGUGCUAGGCUGGCUCCAGGCCACCCACAGAGGCAAUGAUUGACUGCGUGGCUGGCCCUCGCUGGGGAGAGGAGGCAGAGGGCAGUGUGGCUUUGCUGCCAAUACUUUCUUCUCACAGGGAAGAAUAACCCAGCAUAGCCCUACAUGAUGGGUAAACUGAGGCAUACAGAGAUGGAAGUUGUUGACAUCUGGCCCCUGAAAAAACUGUCCCCAGACUGGGUGAGCAGGGCCUGUAGGUGGCUAAGUGACCUGCAUCCUGAAGUGUUGCUAUUGGGGUCGGCUCGUCUUCUGCCAGGAGAUCCACUGAACUGUCCCCAAGGAGUGUGGACUGCACAGUGCCACUGAGACCUGGCUUCUUGCUGUAGCAUCAGCUCCAACCUGCCUUAGCUGCUGGUGCCCUGACCCCGCAUCCCCCACAGACAGCAUGAGGCAGGUGAAGUGAAUGUGGUAGUAAGAACCAGGCCUGGAGUUAGAAACAAAAGGCAGCUGUGCGCAAUGGCCCAUGCCUGUAAUCUUGGCACUUUGAGAGGCCGAGAUGGGCAGAUCAUGAGGUCAGGAGUGCAAGACCAGCCUGGCCAACAUGGUGAAACCUUGUCUCUACUACAAAAAUUAGCUAGGCGUGUUGGUGUAUGCCUGUAAUCCCAGCUACUUGGGAGGCUGAGGCAGGAGAAUUGCUCGAAAUGGGGAGGCAGAGAUUGCAGUGAGCCAGGAUCCUGCCAUUGUACUCCAGCCUGGGCAACAAGAGCAAGAUCCAGUCUCAAAAAGAAACAAGAGCCAGCAUUCUCCCUAGUUCACUUGUUCAGUAAACAGGUAUUGCCCUGAGAUGGCCACAGGUGAGUCAGGAGGGGCUCAGAUGAAGCACAGGAAAUGGCUGUGGGCCCCACAGUUCCCCAGUGUCCUGCCUUGACUUUGGUUCUCAGCUGUGGCAGCUUGUGGGAGUGUUGAUUGAUGCAUCAGUGUCCUGUGGCUGCUGAAACAACAGAAACUCUCAGUUCUGGAGGCCAGAGCCCAAGGUUGUGUCACCAGGGUGGUUUCCUUCUAGGGGCUCUGAGGGAGCGUCCAUGCCUUGCCUGCGUAGUGGCUGUGGUGAUCUCGACGCUCCUGGGCUAUGGCCUGUGGAGCCUCAGUUUCCACACCCACUUUCACAGGGUUUCUCACCUGUGCCUCUGCAUUCUCUCCUCUUAUAAGGACACCUGUCACUGGAAAUCCAGGAUGAUUCCUAGUUACAUCUGCAAAUGCCCUUUUUUUUCCAAACUGGGUUGCCUCUGCUUGCUCCAGAGGUUAUAACUUGGACACGCCUUUUGGGGACCCUCAUUUGACUACAGUGAUGGAAUCAGAAACCCAAAGUCCUGAGAGUAGAUGUGAAUUUUCUAAACAUGGUUUCAGAGCCGGCAGCCUAGGCUCCUUUGGCCAUGGCACCCACCACGCUCUGCGGCACAAAGCUGCUGCAGUCUGCUUGUGGGCAAAGGGGUCUUUGUUCAAUGGAGGGCUGUGCACGAAGGCUGGGAGGGAAAAGCUCAGCCCUGUAUGUGCCUCAGGGUGGCUCGAGCUCCAGUUUCUGCUUUCUAGUUUGUCAUGAGCUCUCAACUGUACACAGCCUGUGCCCUGCUGGAUGCCACCUUCUUAGACACCUUGUGAAUCCCCAUGCACUGCUCCCCCUGUCUGAGGUCUCUGUCCAGUAUCAUGGGGCGGAAAGGUAUGGUACCUUUUCACUUACAAGGGUAACAGCCAACACUCCUAAUAAAAUGCAGGUGAUCGAGAGAAAGGUGUUAACAAAUUUACCUAUUUAUUUGAAGCAAGGUCUCACUCUGUCUCAGGCUGGAGCACAGUGGUGGGAUCACAGCUCACUGCAGCCUCAACCUCCCAGGGUCAGUCCGUCCUCCCACGUCAGCCUCCAAGUAGCUGGGAUUACAGGCAUGCACCACCAUACCUGGCUAAUACUUCAUAUUUUUGGUAGAGAUGGCCAGGGUGGAGGUGGGGGGUUCUCGCUGUGUUGCCCAGGCUGGUCUUGAAUUCCUGGCCUCAAGUGAUUCUUCUACCUCAACCUCCCAAAAUGCUGAGAUUACAAACAUGAGCCCCCAUGCCUGGACUAAAAGCGUAACAAAUAUAUUAGUUUUACAUGACAGCUGGGUAUGGUAGCUCUUGCAUAUAAUCCUAACACGUUGGGAGGCCAGGGCGGGCAGAUCACUUGAGGCCAGGAGUUUGAGACACCAGCCUGAGCAACAUGGUGAAACUGCUUCUCUACUAAAAAUACAAAAAUUAACCCGGCAGGGUGUUACAUGCCUGUAAUCCCAGCUACUUGGGAGGCUGAGGCAGGAGAAUCACUUUAAUCCAGAAGGUGGAGGUUGCAGUGAGCUGAGAUCACACCACUGCACUCCAGCCUGGGUGACAGAUUGAGACUCCUCUAAAAAAUAGUAAGUCAAUAAAAUUUUCUCUGACACAGGAGCCUUCAGAAAUGAAAACCCAAAGACUCAAGGAAAACCUUGUUUUUAUGAUCUGCCUUGGGGAAAAAGAAGUCUGGUUUUUGUGACUCACUUUGGGGGAUGAAAAGGGGCAGGAACCAGGAAGGAAGGACAAAGAUCUGACUUCUGAGGCCUUCCAGUCUCCUCUAGAUCAAAGUACACUGCAUGCCAAGGUGCCAUACUUUGGGGUUUAAUGAGCCCCGAUGGCAGGUCCUUGCAGAUUUCACAAGCAACUUGUGAUCCAGGUAAUUGGCUUUCAGUCCCCCAGUUUAGCGAAACCUGGCUGAUCAUAGCAGCAUGUUCAGAAUGGUACUUAGUCCAGCCUCUACAGCCUUUUUGUGGCCCACACUGGUUUCUUGAGAACACAAUGAAGUUGUACUCCAGCACCUGAUGUGUUCAGGACUAGGUGCGGGAACCUUUGCCCCUGAAAACAUCCCCCUGCUGUCUAGACCAGCCUGCCCCAUGGCCAAGAGCAGUGACAACCCAGGCCACCCCUCAGGUUACACCCCUGCCAGUGCUACAAUUUUGUCCUUCGUGGGCAGAAAAGCUCAACAUUUGGCUCAGGGCAUAACUGGAAAAAUACCCAUCAUGGGUUGGGCACAGUGGCCCACACCUGUAAUUCCAGCACUUUGGGAAGCUGAGGCGGGUGAAUCACAAGGUCAGGAGUUCAAGACCAGCCUGGCAAAGAUGGUGAAACCCCUCUCUACUAAAAAUACAAAAAUAGGCUGGGCACGGUGGCUCACGCCUAUAAUCCCAGCACUUUGGGAGGCCGAGGCAGGUGGAUCACGAGGUCAAGAGAUCGAGACCAUCCUGGUCAACAAGGUGAAACCCUGUCUCUACUAAAAAUACAAAAAUUAGCUGGGCAUGAUGGUGCACACCUGUAGUCCCAGCUACUUGGGAGGCUGAGGCAGUAGAAUUGCUUGAACCCUGAAGGCGGAGGUUGCAGUGAGCCAAGAUCGUGCCAUUGCACUCCAGUCUGGGUAACAACAGCAGAACUCCGUCUCAAAAAAAAAAAAAAAAAUUUAGCCAGGCAUGGUGGUGGGUGCCUGUAAUCCCAGCUAUUUGGGAGGCUGAGGCACAGAACUGCUUGAAUCCCAGAGAUGGAGGUUGCAUUGAGCCAAGAUUGUUCCACUGCACCCCAGCCUGGACGACAGACCAAGACGUCUCAACAGAAAAAAAAAAAUACCCACCAUGUUUUUUGCUGUGGGGCAUGAAAGUACACUUCUCAGGUUGCUUUGAGCAACAUUCCUCUAGUUGGGAAGGAGUGGUUUUCCCCAAGUCCUGGGCUGGACAUGCUGAUCCUGAAUGAGUCCUAAGACAUACAGGUUUCCCAAGACCCGGAGAAGCAGGGAGCCUGUGUUCCGAGCCAGUGCUAGUGGCAGCUGGGUUCUUGGUAGGUGGAGCCAAUGUAGUCUGGAGCCUGCAGCCACACUCCCACACCUCUUCAGGCAGUUUUAAAGGGUGGGUUCCAGCCAGGAGUCAUACACAGGUGUGGCAUGGCACCACAGGGAGGACAGCCUCUGGGUGGGUGGCUAAGGACCCUCCUUGCCUGCUCUCACAGGCUGUCUGCCAAAGACCACUUUCAAUGACCCACGUUCCCAAAACCAUGUCCCAACUUUACUGGCACACAGUGUCAACUAGGGUGUCCUGCGGGGUGGACAAGGGUUGUAGGGACUGGCCUUGUCACCUAGACCCCCGCCUCUGUCCUUAGGGUCCUUGUGCUCAGUGGCUGUUCUGGGCCAGGCACCCUCCAUCCCCUGAGGUGCCCAUGCCAGAGCCCUGGCCGCCAAGAGCCCGAUUCUCUCCCAAGUCUGUGGAAAUUGAAGCUGGUAAGGACACCACUGUUACCAGAGUUAUCUCUGCUUUUGGAUUCUUCUCAGCGCAAAUGUACCACCUAGAUAUGAAUUCUUUGUUUUGUUUUAGAAGCAGGGUCUUGGUCUGUUACAGCCCAGGCUGGAGUGCAGUGGCACAAUCACGGCUCACUUCAGCCAUGACCCCUCAGGUUUGAGUGAUCCUCCCACUUCAGCCUCCGAGUGGCUAGGGCCACAGGCACAGCGACACCAUGGCUGGCCUGAAUUUUCUUUAAUGGUUUGGAGUUCCCGUAAAACUAAACACUAAUCAAAAAAUAACAUUAUACAAUCUGUGAAAUUGUUAACAGUAAUAAAUUUUUUUCCUCAAGCAACAA
Callithrix jacchus (white-tufted-ear marmoset) is the source of this 5213-nucleotide messenger RNA. It is a transcript of the gene ARL16, whose product is annotated as ARF like GTPase 16. Lineage: Eukaryota; Metazoa; Chordata; Mammalia; Primates; Cebidae. The record is from RefSeq and is a predicted model, not a curated record. Gene Ontology annotation, molecular function: GTP binding; GTPase activity.